Molecule: messenger RNA, 1605 nt
Organism: Echinococcus granulosus
Lineage: Eukaryota; Metazoa; Platyhelminthes; Cestoda; Cyclophyllidea; Taeniidae
Product: Putative malate dehydrogenase
Exons: 4
Coding region: 1-1605 (534 amino acids)
Biological process (GO): malate metabolic process; oxaloacetate metabolic process; tricarboxylic acid cycle
Molecular function (GO): L-malate dehydrogenase (NAD+) activity
Source: RefSeq, a predicted model, not a curated record
AUGCUGGGAGACAAGAUGCAGCGUAGUUUACCUGAUUUCUUCCUAACUAAGGUGGUCAUACCACCAAAUGAGUGGGAUGAAUAUUCCGAAAGAAUUGCGAGGGAGCGUGGUUGGUCGAAAAUGCCCUCGCCGAUAGUCUGGCGCGAGCUAGUGGACACUGGCGGGCGUGUGACUCUCAUCGGCGAUGCGCGAGACUUCCAGGAGUAUGCCAACACCUACUAUGCCAUGCUAUCCAGAUUAUCGAGUCAUAAGCUUUUACAGAUCAGCAUCGACAACCAGCGCUACACGGACGAGGCCAUCGCCGCUAGAUCGAUCAAACAAGUGAUGCUCAAUACCUGGCGCAAAAUCGCUAUAAUCGGAGCCGAAUCGCCAACAGCCGUGCGCCUUGCUAUGCUCCUUGCCAUGAUGCAACAUAGCAGCAAAGCACAAAAAGUGAAGCUCCAUCUCUUCCCCGGGAGCUUUGUCCACUCUGACGCGGUCGUGAGACUGAAAGAAAUCCUUGAUGACUCGGCUUGCAUCGGUCUACAGGCUGUCGAAACCUCCGUAAAUCUUACAGAGGCACUUGAGAACGCUUCACUGGUAGUUAUCCUUGACGUAAUACCACGUGAACACCCCAUCUGUGUUGAUGGCACUUUAAAACACUCGGAGGCUCGAUCAGAGUGGCUUGAUCGCCGGUUCCAUUACUUUUAUCGGCUCGGAGAGUGCAUUCGUCAGUACGCAGAUCAAAACGUUCGAGUAUUAGUGGUAGGCUCGGAGCAGACAUUUGAAGGUGCGGUAACGAUCUCAUCGCCGUUGAACUUUGAUGUUCAGACGCUGCAUAUGGCCUGUAAAGAGAAUAUUCCCCUAAACAAUAUCGUGGGACUGCCGCGCGCACUGGAGUACUCGAUGAAGUCGGCAUUGGCACGACGUCUGGGCGUGCGUCGUUGCGACAUUGUGGACCUUAUUAUCUGGGGCAACAUUGACAAUGUUUUCCUCGUGGACAUCUCUCAAGCACGCGUCCACCGGAGGCAUGGUGCAGUGGACAGUGAGACAGGUCCUGCAUGGUUCAGUUUGGCAGCAGAACCGCUGGUUUUCGACCUGAGGGAGCUAUAUGAAAGGAUAAUACCCGAGAAGUUGGAGAGGUCAAGGUGGCCCGGCACGAAUACAGCGGCGAUGCGUCACGCCUCUGCAAUUUUCAGUUUCAUUAAACAGUGGCAGUUCGGUUACAAAGAUCCUAACGAAACCAUAACUUCUUUGGUUCUCUCCUCUACGGGGCACUACAGCGUGCCAGCGGGGCUGGCCUUUUCUUUCCCGGUCACCACAAGUCCCAUGGGGUGCUUCGAGAUAUGUCAAGAUAUCACUGUGGAAUCCUCCAAAAUGAAAGUCAUUGAAAACUGCAUUCUGGAUACCCUAAAAGACUGGUCAGUUGUGGACCCUUCAAUGCUGACGGAGUUCCGGAAGGAAGUGUUUCCGGUUCAGUCUGCACCAAAAUCAGAGGCAUGGAACUACCCUAGCGCUACUACUGCCGUCAACCCCGCCAUCUCUGUUGAGUCUGUUGAUCAGGAGAAGCGCGAGUUCAACGCUGUUCCUGUCCCACAAAAAACACCGAAAAAGGCACUCGCAUAG